Molecule: messenger RNA, 1051 nt
Organism: Macaca mulatta (Rhesus monkey)
Lineage: Eukaryota; Metazoa; Chordata; Mammalia; Primates; Cercopithecidae
Gene: OR6C4
Product: olfactory receptor, family 6, subfamily C, member 4
Biological process (GO): G protein-coupled receptor signaling pathway
Cellular component (GO): membrane
Molecular function (GO): olfactory receptor activity; G protein-coupled receptor activity
Source: RefSeq, marked inferred
UUGCCUUUAGGUUUUCCGAAGGUCAACAAUGAAAAACAGAACGAUGUUUGGUGAGUUUAUUCUGCUGGGCCUUACCAAUCAACCUGAACUCCAAGUGAUGAUAUUCAUCUUUCUGUCCCUCACCUACAUGCUAAGUGUCCUAGGAAAUCUGACUAUUAUCACCCUCACCUUACUAGACCCCCACCUCCAGACCCCCAUGUAUUUCUUCCUCAGGAAUUUCUCCUUCUUAGAAAUUUCCUUCACGUCCAUUUUUAUUCCCAGAUUUCUGACCAGCAUGACAACAGGAAAUAAAGUUAUCAGCUUUGCUGGUUGCUUGACUCAGUAUUUUUUUGCCAUAUUUCUUGGAGCUACUGAGUUUUACCUCCUGGCCUCCAUGUCCUAUGAUCGUUAUGUGGCCAUCUGCAAACCCUUGCAUUACAUUACUAUUAUGAGCAGCAGAGUCUGCAUACAGCUAGUGUUCUGCUCCUGGCUGGGGGGAUUCCUAGCAAUCUUACCACCAAUCAUCCUCAUGAGCCAGGUAGAUUUCUGUGUCUCCAACAUUCUGAAUCACUAUUACUGUGACUAUGGGCCUCUCAUGGAGCUUGCCUGCUCAGACACAAGACUCUUAGAACUGAUGGUCAUUCUCCUGGCUGUUGUGACUCUUGUGGUUACUCUGGUACUGGUGACACUUUCUUACAUAUACAUUAUCAGGACUAUUCUGAUGAUCCCUUCUGUCCAGCAAAGGACAAAGGCCUUUUCCACUUGUUCCUCCCACAUGAUUGUCAUUUCGCUCUCUUAUGGAAGCUGCAUGUUUAUGUACAUUAAUCCUUCUGCAAAAGAAGGAGGUGCUUUCAACAAAGGAAUAGCUGUACUCAUUACUUCAGUUACUCCCCUGUUGAAUCCCUUCAUAUAUACUUUAAGAAAUCAGCAAGUGAAACAAGCUUUCAAGGACUCGGUCAAAAAGAUUGUGAAACUUUAAAAACGGAGAUUACACUUCAAUAAAAAAUAUAUUUUCACUUAACAAAUAUGCAUUGAAUGUCUGUAUUUCCAGUGCUAAAUUGGCCCUUGAAGA